UGGAUGCUCUAAUGGGAGAAGACUGGAGCGAUGGAGCGGGCUCGCGGGGCGGGCAGCAGCAGCUCCACGAGCCCCACUUCGAAGCUCAUGUGGCGCUCGUGGACGGCGGCAGUGACCCACGCGCUUGGCUCGCUCCGGUGCCGCCUUCUGACACCUGCGCGGCACGCGACACCUCACCGGACUACCUGCGUCACUCACCGUGCUCCAGCACGAGGUCCUACCACGAGAGUGGCUCUCCGGGCUCCUCGUGCCACUCCAGUCCUCCCAGCUGCAGAAAGCCUCCCAGGAGCACCUCCUCCUCCUCCUACUCCUCGUCCUCUGUCAAAGUCAGGGACCUGUGCCGUCUAAAAACCAGCAGGAGCGUGGAGGAGGCGGCUACGCGGCAGAGAGCCUCGUCCACUAAACCCGUCACAGGCAUCCAGAGGCAGAGGCGCGUGGCCGCCAACGCGCGCGAGAGGAGGCGGAUGCACGGGCUGAACCACGCGUUCGACGAGCUGCGCAGCGUCAUUCCAGCGUUCGACAACGACAAGAAGCUCUCCAAGUACGAAACCUUACAGAUGGCGCAGAUUUACAUCAACGCCCUGGCGGAGCUGCUCCAGGGCCCGGUCUCCUCCUGCUCCUCCUCUGAUGUCAGCACCGACACCUCUGCCAGCUCCUCAAACUGUGACGUUCUGCUCUCCUCCUCUUCCUCCUCCUCGGUGCCGGUUUCAGAUGUGAGCAACAGCGGGGGGUCUUUCCGCUCCUCCUUGAACGCCAUAGUGGAAGAAGGGAUGUGUUCGCCUUCCUCCUCAUCCUCAUCCUCCUCCUCCGCGUGCGCGACCGGCUCGAUCGCAGCUGGGAUAAAAGGGUCCCCACGGAGCGACGGGGAGUUUUCCCCACGCUCCCACUUCAGUGACUCAGAUGAAAUGGCGCUGGAGCUCAGCGAGGAAGAUGAGCUGACGGACCUGAAGCUGCCCAGCCAUCAUCAUCACCACCAUCAUCAUCAUCACCAUCAUCACCAAGAAGCGCAAACCAACAGACUCUUUUAGUUCACAGCGAGUGUCAACAGCAUCAUCUGUUCCUAAAACUUAUUUUUAACAAAGCUUUGCUUCUUCAGAAGAAUAAUAAGUUUCGGUUUUAACACCAGUUGCAUAUUCUAAAGGUGAUUUUAUAUGACAUAUAGGCCUAAUUCGGUUCUGCCAAUGUAGCCGAUCAUUUUAGUGACAGGAAAAACCCCUCUGCCAUGUUGCGCGCAGCACAGCCACGGGUACCUCCCACGUCACGCCGACCAAAAAGCUGUCUUCCACCAAUACCCUAACUGCGUAUAUUUGGUAAUGUUCAAACCAUUUUAUAGUUAUAAAUCUUUUUUGAUUAUUUGCGAUGUAUGUUUUAUUUGCUUUUUAAUUAUUGUUUCGUUUUUGCAACUUCUAAGUUAAGGAUGUGCACUUUAAGUUUGACAAGCCAGAGGCUUGAGCUCAUUUGUUUUCAAACCAUACAUACAAUACCUUUUUUUGUUUUUUUUGUUUUUAGCGUAGUACUGCCAAGUUCGAACAAAUAGCCUAUUUAAUGUAGCCAUUAUUGCAAAGCCUCCUUUUGUAUUUUGUAUUUUCACAUGGACUUGUGUGUCUUUGCUUUCACUGGAUGAGAUUAAUUGACAUGUAUUUAUUGCUGAUACAUUUCAUUUGAUUGUUUUUUAUAAUUCAGUAGAUAAAGCUAUAAUUUUUGCCAUUUGCUGUUACGUUCAUUUGUUUUUGAGAAUAAAAAAUCCAAAGCGUU
This is a messenger RNA of Thalassophryne amazonica, 1755 nucleotides long. RefSeq names its product atonal bHLH transcription factor 1a (gene atoh1a). Lineage: Eukaryota; Metazoa; Chordata; Actinopteri; Batrachoidiformes; Batrachoididae. Gene Ontology annotation, molecular function: protein dimerization activity. The coding region runs from base 12 to 1028 and encodes 338 amino acids. The record is from RefSeq and is a predicted model, not a curated record. The transcript is spliced from 2 exons.